GUGUGCGUUGUGUGUUUUUCUUAUUGUAAUCGCACAUUUUCCAAGCUAAGCAAAACCCAGGCAGCCGCCUCAUCGCAUAAACGAAAAAAGAUAUCAGUUGAUAGCUGAACAUCGUGCUGUAUUGGCCGGUAAAAUUUUAGAAUUUUGGAUAAUACGAAAAAUUUGCUGUGUUGUGAAGAAGAAAAAUAUAUUAAAUAAUAAAAAUAAAAAAUAAUUUGCACAAAAAAUAAAAAAUUUUAGAAUUUACAAUAAAAAAAUUAUGUUCAGAAAGAGUUUAACUACUUUCGCACAAACUAAAAUUGCAAACAAUGCUGUAUGUCUAACGCCAAUAGUUUGUCGAACUUCCAGUAGACGUACUAGGCAUAGUAAAGCCGAUAGCCGUCCGCCAAAAGUUUUGAUUACUGGUGGUCUGGGGCAACUUGGCAUGGAAUGCGCUAAACUUUUGCGCUCUCAAUAUGGCGCUGACAGUGUUGUACUCUCAGAUAUCAUUAAACCCAGUCAGGAGGUUAUAGAAAGUGGUCCGUACAUAUUCGCCGACAUUUUAGACUUCAAGGGUCUGCAAAAGAUUGUCGUCGAUAAUCGUAUUGAUUGGCUCAUACAUUUCUCCGCAUUGUUGAGCGCGAUCGGUGAACAAAAUGUGCCACUAGCGGUGCGCGUCAACAUCGAGGGUGUACAUAAUGUCAUCGAACUGGCAAAACAGUACAAUUUACGCAUUUUUGUGCCAAGCACAAUUGGCGCAUUCGGCCCAGACAGUCCGCGCGAUCCAACUCCAAAUGUAACAAUUCAACGCCCCCGCACAAUGUAUGGCGUCUCAAAAGUGCAUGCUGAACUUAUGGGCGAAUAUUAUUACCAUAAAUUUGGCCUGGAUUUUAGAUGCUUGCGCUUUCCGGGUGUUAUUUCAAGCGAUCCACCAGGCGGUGGUACUACUGAUUACGCCGUCGCCAUUUUUCAUGAAGCACUGCGCAGCGGCAAGUACACCUGCUACUUGCGUCCAGACACACGUCUUCCCAUGAUGUACAUUGAAGAUUGUUUGCGUGCCUUGCUGGAAUUUAUGCGCGCACCAUCGGAAAAUUUGAAACGUCGCGUCUACAAUGUAACGGCCAUGUCUUUCACCCCCGAAGAACUGGUAGAGAAAUUAAGUAGUUAUGUUCCCAAUUUGCACGUGACUUACAAGCCAGAUAGUCGACAGGAAAUUGCCGAUUCAUGGCCACAAGUUUUUGACGAUUCUGAGGCUCGCCGCGACUGGGGUUGGCAGCAUAAAUACGAUUUGAAAAACUUAGUUAAUUUUAUGGUAAAGGAUGUUCGAGAAAAUUUUAUUAAGCUGGAAAAUGCCAAAGUACGUGCUUCGUCCACGUGAUUGUUAUAUAGUGGCGGUACGUUAUUCUUUAACCAGUUUUCAUUACAGAAAAAUUAAAUUUGUAAAAAUAUGCAUUUAUUUAUGCAUUUUUAAAAUAUUAAAUUUUAAUAUUACAAAAAAGUUUUCUAAAAAACAAAUAUCUUAAGUCUGCAUUAAAUUAAUUUACAGCAAUUUAUGAUAAGAAUCAAUACAGAACACUGCAAAUGUCUUAAAAUCAUUAGCUGUUUCUUUGUAUUUACCUCGUAACUAAACUGCAAUGUAUCAAUUAGCGGUUCGCUACCAAAUAUGGUAGCAAACCUUACAAAAAAUUCUCAUAGACUCAUUAAGGUGCUCCUCUCCACGGAAAUCUUUAGUAAAAGGCGAAAGAUUUAUUCGACAACUGAAGAGAAGCCAGAGUAAUUUGAUGAUCGCUGCAAUAAAGUAUUACUUUACAAUUAUUUAUAAACCAUAUGCGAAGUAUAACCCAAAAUGCAAGUUAACGAAAUUGCAGCCAAUUUGUGUCACAGUAGUGAAAGGGGUUGCAUAAAUCUACAGGUAUACGCAUUUGCUAUAUAUAUUUAUGUAAAAUUACUAAAAUGCAUUAUCUAUACCAUAAAAUACAUGCGUAUAAUACAAAGUAAUUAUAAUAUUAGUAACAAGAUAGCAUGCAUUAUAUUUUACACUUCAAGGUCGAAAAAAAACAAAAAUUUAAGCAACGGCGUUUUGAUACCUGGUUGGUAAUGCACUGGUAUGCAUGUAUGUUCUAUAUAAUAUGUUGGCUGUGUAAUAUUUUUAACAAGAUUAUUGUUGCCUUUUGGCAAUGUGAUUUUUCAUGAAGCUCUUAGGCUAAUAAUAAUCAGAUGAGACUUACGCAUACGCUAAAUAUUAUAUAAUUGUUGUGUGAUCUUGGUAUUUGUUGGUGAUAAGAAACACGAGGCACCGAGUGGCCACCAAUCGCACAAGUCACUCGGCGGCAGCGCUUGCCGAAGCAGCAGCUUAAUGCAUAUAUUUGAUUUGAUUUAAAAAAUGUACAAAAAUUAAUUAUUUAGAUAAGUAUAAAGUUUAAAUAUUUAGUAUGAUAAAUUAUUAUUUAGUAUACAUCUUUUAAAAGUGAUGAGAGAGAAACUUUAUACAAGCCUUGACGUUGACGUUUUUGUUAUGACGCUUACUCGGCCUAUUUACAAAGGAUGUUCAUUUCUCCAAAAAUUUUGAACUUUGCGGAUGUAUUUAUUAUAUGUUUGAUAUUAUAAACAAAUGCUGACACACAUCCCAUGCUGUCACUUAAUUCUAGAAAGCAAAAGAAAAAUGCAGAUAAAAAUUUUGAAGUGACAGAGACGCAUUCAUGUUAGCAGUUUGAAUAAAAUGGCAAUUAAUAUUAAAUAUAACUUUUUAAAAGCGCAUUAAAUUUAACGAUAAGCACAGUAGUUAUUCAAACAAAUAGUUAUAUGCUAAUAAUUGCUUCCCUUGUAAUUAGUGUUGAUUUUCGCCGGCAGAGGCCGCUGUGAAACAUAGUAUAAUGGUGGUAAUGCUAUUUGUAAAAUAUGCUUAUUAAUUUCAAAUGGAAAUGGAAUAUUAAUUAAAAAGCUCUUUAUUAAACCAUUAAAUAACAAACUUCGGUUAUU
Molecule: messenger RNA, 2958 nt
Organism: Bactrocera oleae (olive fruit fly)
Lineage: Eukaryota; Metazoa; Arthropoda; Insecta; Diptera; Tephritidae
Gene: Tdh
Product: L-threonine dehydrogenase
Biological process (GO): L-threonine catabolic process
Molecular function (GO): L-threonine 3-dehydrogenase activity
Source: RefSeq, a predicted model, not a curated record